UUUCAUAUUAGUUUGGACAUAUGUUGCUAUAGUUCUCGUUAAAAAUAUGGCAUUUACUGCAUUAAAAAAAGAAAAAACCAUUAAAGAAAAUUCAGGCACACUCAGUGACGAUGGCAGUGAUCGAACAAGUGACGAGGAUGAACAGCAGAAUGGGACAGGCAAUGCAGGUUGGGCAGACUCUAUUGCCAAAGUUUUGAAUACCACAAAACCAAAAACAAAAAAAACACUUGCUUUGUCGCGAGCCAAAAAAAUUAAAUCACAAAGUAAAUUACCAGAAACGAAAAGCUAUAGUUUCGAAGUAGAAGGUGAAAUCAAAGAAGAAAAGCCAGAUAAAGACGAAUUAGAUGAUAAACUCACACAGCGUAAGAAUGUGCAACUGCAAUUGCGUGUGAAACCUACCUGGAAGGAUAUUGAACGUGAGCGCACAUUACGCAAGAUAGCCACAAAAGGCGUAGUGCAAUUAUUUAAUGCGGUGCGUAUGCAACAAAAAGAUUUGCAAAAUCAACUUGACGAAGCCGGAAAAUUAGAUAGCCGGCAGGAAGCAGUUCUAAAUAACAUAAAUAAACGUAAAUUCCUCGAUGUGUUAAUGUCUGGUAAACGCGCAAAGUCUGAAGCAGUAGAUAAUUCAAUCAAAAAUGAAAUUAAAGGGGAAAGCAGUAGUGAUGAAGAACAGAAUGGUGGAGGUACGCACAAAAAGAAAUCAGAAUGGAAUGUUUUGAGAGAUGAUUUUAUGACCAAUAAAAAAAUCAAACAUUGGGACGAAGAUGAGGAAGACGAUGAUAAUGAAGCUGAUGAAAGUAUAAGUGAUAGUGAUGAAUAAAUAAAAUCAAAUUUUUACUAAAAA
This is a messenger RNA of Teleopsis dalmanni, 844 nucleotides long. Its product is annotated as RRP15-like protein. Gene Ontology annotation, biological process: maturation of LSU-rRNA; maturation of 5.8S rRNA. The record is from RefSeq and is a predicted model, not a curated record. The transcript is spliced from 2 exons. Lineage: Eukaryota; Metazoa; Arthropoda; Insecta; Diptera; Diopsidae. Bases 47 to 820 code for a protein of 257 amino acids. Gene Ontology annotation, cellular component: preribosome, large subunit precursor.